AUAUAAGCACUUGUCGCCGCGCCUUGUGUCCUCACUCCUCAUCCUUCACACCGAUCGAUCACAUUCAGACUUCAGCAAAUUCAGUUGAUCUGUACUUAAGUUAGUACCUCGAUCGUACGUAGGCAUGGCUUCUCACGGCUGCUUCUUUGUGGCGAUGAUGGCGAUUGCUAUGCUGGCCACGGCGAGCAAUGGCCAGCCGCUGGUUCCUCACUUCUACGACAAGGUGUGUCCGGCGGCGCUCCCAGCCAUCAAGAAGGUCGUCGAGGAGGCUGUCGCGGCGGAGCCGCGCAUGGGCGCCUCGCUCCUGCGCCUGCACUUCCAUGACUGCUUCGUCAACGGGUGCGAUGGGUCCAUCCUGCUGGACGACACGCCCUUCUUCACCGGCGAGAAGAACGCCGCGCCCAACGCCAACUCCGUCCGCGGCUUCGAAGUGAUCGACCGCAUCAAGGUCGCCGUCGACGCCGCGUGCAAGGGAAACGUGGUGUCCUGCGCCGACGUCGUGGCCGUCGCAGCGCGAGACUCCGUCGUCGCGCUCGGAGGGCCGUCGUACGAGGUGCCACUGGGCCGGAGGGACGCUCGGACAGCGAGCCAGGCGGCGGCGAACAACAGCAUCCCGGCGCCGACCUUCGACCUCGGCCGCCUCGUCUCCAACUUCGCCGAGCACGGCCUCACCGCGCAGGACCUCGUCGUGCUGUCCGGCGCCCACACGCUGGGCUUCUCCCGCUGCACAAACUUCCGCGACCGCCUCUACAACGAGAGCGCCACCCUGGACGCCUCCCUCGCCGCGCAGCUCAGGGGUCGCUGUCCGCGUGCCGACGGCGACGGCGACGACAACCUCGCGCCGCUCGACCCGACACCCGCGCGGUUCGACGGCGGGUACUACGCCUCGCUGCUGCGCAGCGGGGGUGUGCUGCACUCGGACCACCAGCUGCUCGCCGGACCCACCGACGGGCUCGUCAGGCUCUACGGCGCCGACCACGAGGCGUUCAGGAGGGACUUCGCGGUGGCCAUGGUGAGGAUGGGCAGCCUGAGCCCGCUCACCGGGAGCAGCGGCGAGAUCCGCGCCAACUGCAGGAAAGUCAACUACUAGCUUGCAUGCGUCAAUUCUCAGUGGCUCGCUCGCGCGCGACCGUGGUUAGCACUUGGCCGUUGAAUUUGCUGUGUCUGUCAAAUCGACUGUCUUUUUUUUUUUUUGAAGCAUUUAGCAUUUGUUGGAUUCUUGGGCUAUAGCAUUUCAUUUGAUUACGUUUGUGGGGAUUUUGUAAGUGGAAACAAUGUUCCGUUUAUUUAUGCUUAUUACGUACGUUGUACAGUUUAUUUCACUCGGAUGUGAA
Messenger RNA from Lolium perenne, 1334 nucleotides. Its product is annotated as peroxidase P7. The record is from RefSeq and is a predicted model, not a curated record. Gene Ontology annotation, molecular function: peroxidase activity; heme binding. Gene Ontology annotation, biological process: response to oxidative stress; hydrogen peroxide catabolic process. NCBI's taxonomy places the organism in Eukaryota, Viridiplantae, Streptophyta, Magnoliopsida, Poales, Poaceae.